Chaetomium fimeti is the source of this 2331-nucleotide messenger RNA. Its product is annotated as major facilitator superfamily domain-containing protein. NCBI's taxonomy places the organism in Eukaryota, Fungi, Ascomycota, Sordariomycetes, Sordariales, Chaetomiaceae. Gene Ontology annotation, biological process: transmembrane transport. Bases 326 to 2053 code for a protein of 575 amino acids. The transcript is spliced from 5 exons. Gene Ontology annotation, molecular function: transmembrane transporter activity. The record is from RefSeq and is a predicted model, not a curated record.
GUCAGACUUUGCCGCGCCCAUGACUGUGUUUUUCCCAUACAAAGUAACCCUUUGCUCCGCUAUUUCCGACAGACUCUUCUUGCCACACUCUCUCCAUUUUAUCGCCAUCACUGCUUUUAGUUGGCUGUACCCCGUACUCUACGGAUAGGUACUCAAAAUAAAGUUUGUUUUGUUUUGCUGAGACACGAGUCAUCGUUCUGUAACCAACCCUAAGGCGCGCCAGUCUCAGAUUUCUCAGAUCCAUUCGAGACUGACUGACGAAACAACAUCGAGAGAGAGACACACCCUGUAACACACUCCUGUCUUGGUCCAUGCGUGCAUCAUCAUGACCAAUCAACCGAAAAAGGGGCCGAAGCUGCCAGCCCAGCAGCUGGCAAUCCUAGCCGUUGCUAGGUUUGCCGAACCCCUGGCCUUGACUUCCGUCUUCCCCUAUCUCCCAGAGAUGAUAGCCAGCUUUGGCGUCGAAAAGAACGAUGUUGCGAGAUGGGCGGGCUUCACGGGAGCUAUCUUCUCCGUAGCUCAGAGUUGUACUGCUGUCGCUUGGGGGAGAGCCUCCGAUAAGUUCGGCCGCAAGCCCAUCAUUCUCUCCGGUCUUGCUAGUACUAUGGUGUGCUUUCUGAUUUGGGGCAUGUCGACCAGCCUCCCAAUGGCCAUCACCAUCCGUGCCAUCAUGGGAGGCGGUAAUGGCAAUGUUGGUAUUAUUAGAACCAUGGUAGCAGAGAUGGUGCCAGAAAAGUCACUCCAGCCCAAAGCAUUCUCCCUUAUGCCUCUCGUGUGGAGUAUUGGUUCCGUCUUUGGCCCUGCCUUUGGCGGCUUCUUCGCCCGCCCUGCCGAGCAGUACCCCGCCCUCUUUGGUAACAUAGAGUACUUCAAGCGCUAUCCUUUCGUUUUGCCGAACCUGAUGGCCUGCUUCGUGUUCUUUAUCUCCUUCAUGACCGGCUUGAUGUUCCUCAAGGAAACACACCAUAGUAAACGCCACAAGCGCGACUGGGGCCUAGUCUUGGGCGAGAAACUAACCCGUUCUUUCAAGCCGCCAAAAACGAAGGCUAAGAGGAGAAGGUUGUCCUUUGUCGACGACGAGGCAUCAGCGCCCCUGCUAGCCGAGUCGGUCAUGUCCGGCUCCGAACAAAGCGCCGUCAAGGAUGAGCCCGUCUCCAACCGGGAGAUCUUCACCGCCCAGACGAGCAUUAACCUCCUGUCGUACACCUUCUUGGCUCUCCACGCCGUCGCCUACGAUCAGGUGCUCCCAGUCUUCCUCAACUAUCCGCGCGUGAUCCCCGACGAGACCAACACCCACCUCCCUUUCAAGUUCAACGGCGGCUUCGGUCUCAGCUCCGACAAGAUUGGCACCAUCUACACCGUCUACGGCAUCGCCUGCGGUGUCGUGCAGUUCCUCCUCUUCCCGACCCUGUGCGCCCGCUUCGGCGUGCUAAACUGCUACCGGACAGCGACCCUGGUCUUCCCCCUAAUCUACCUCCUCACCCCCUACACCGCCCUCAUCCAGGACACCACCACCCGCUACGUCGUCUUCCUCACCAUCAUGCUGGCCAAGGGCUUCGUCGUCAUCAUCGGCUUCCCCUGCACCACCAUCCUGCUCACCAACAGCGCCUCGUCGCUCCGCAUCCUCGGCACCCUCAACGGCUUCGCCACCACCUUCAGCGGCCUCGGCCGCGCCAUCGGCCCCGCUGCCGCCGGCGCCGUCUUCAGCUGGGGUGUCAAGGAAGGGUAUGCCAUUGCGCCGUGGUGGAUGCUCGCUGCCAUUGCGAUGGUGGGCGCGAUACCGCCGUGGUUUAUUGUGGAUGGGGAUGGGCCGACAAGGAGUUUGGGUGCUGGUGCGGAGGAAGAUGAUGAGGAGGAUGAUGAUGAAGGGAGAGGAAGGGAGCGGGAGAGUUUGUUGAGGGGGAGGGGGAGGGGAAUGAUUUCCGAUACUGAAGAGGAUGAGGAUGAGGAUGGGGAUAUUGCGGUGUCGGAUUCGGAGGGGGAGGGGGUGGUGAAGAAGAGGGUCAGCGGGAGAGGGAGAGGGUAUGGAACGGUGGGUAAUGUGUCGAGAUGAGUCGGGGAUGGGGUUGUGGAUGUGGAUGUGACGAGGGGGGUGGUAUGAGGCAUGAUGACUGUCGUGACGUUUGACGAGCCACAUGAGAGGGGAUGUGUGUUGAUGUGGCGGUAAUUAUGGGUGUAUCUUUGCAUGAGCGGAGUAAAGGUUCGGGCUAGGCGUUGGGUUGGGAAAACUUAGCUGUAUAGGUCAUUUACGAUUUGAAGGAUGGUAAUAAAAGUAUAAAAACGAAACUGCCUGUCUUCUAUAGCUGCAAUAUCAAGACACUAGUAGUUCUG